UAUUCCGACGUGUUAGCCAAUGCAAUAUCAAUGCCUAUGCUGAAUUCUUUCCCCGCUGCCGCCUCUCUUCACGUCGUUAAUCAAUCUCCUGCAGAGACGCUCACAAAAGUAUUCCGCUUUGAAUUGUCAAGCCUCCCCUCAGUCAGGCGUGGUCACGUCGCUCGGGAGCGCGCCUUGUCUGAGCUUGGCCGACUCGAUUCGAGAGAGAGAAAGGGACAAGCAACCCUUUCCACAUACACAUAGACCUACAAUACUCACUGCAAAAUAAAAAUACUUCCGGGGUGCUUUUGUAUUCUGAGGCUACACCUCCUGGUCCUAGACUCUCCGACUAUCAGAAACAUCUUCUCCACAUCAAUAUUUGAUGCCAUACCUAACUACAUUGAGGUAGUGAAAGACAAACAACGCAGAACAUGAUGGCUGCCAUACGCAAAAAACUCGUAAUAGUUGGUGAUGGUGCUUGUGGGAAGACAUGUCUACUAAUCGUCUUCAGUAAAGAUCAGUUCCCUGAGGUGUAUGUUCCAACAGUUUUUGAAAAUUAUGUGGCAGAUAUCGAAGUGGAUGGAAAGCAGGUUGAACUGGCUCUCUGGGAUACAGCAGGACAGGAAGAUUAUGAUCGACUUAGGCCUCUUUCCUAUCCAGAUACAGAUGUUAUUCUAAUGUGUUUUUCAAUUGAUAGCCCUGACAGUUUAGAAAACAUUCCAGAAAAAUGGACUCCAGAAGUGAAGCAUUUUUGUCCUAGUGUGCCUAUUAUCCUUGUUGGCAACAAAAAAGAUCUGAGGAAUGAUGAGCACACACGAAGAGAACUGGCAAAAAUGAAACAGGAACCCGUGAAACCUGAGGAAGGUAAAGAGAUGGUCACCAAGAUCUGUGCAUAUGGCUACAUGGAAUGUUCAGCAAAAACUAAAGAUGGUGUGAGAGAAGUUUUUGAAAUGGCCACACGGGCUGCCCUGCAAGCUAAGCGCCCAAGGCAUAAGGCGUUUUGCAGCGUUCUAUAAGACAAAUGCAAGACAAGUGCAUCAGACCAUAUAUUUACAGUCACUCGAUUUAAAAAAAAAUCUUGAAUUGAUGUUUGUUAAAUCUAGUACAAUAGUGUCUUGAUUAUACUGGCCUCUCAUUUUAUCUAUAUACUGUUCCUGACAUCUCAGUUUGCUACCAAUAUUUAAAAGCCAACAACGGUUGUUUUUUUUUCUAGUUAAGUGGUGUACUGAUGUUUAACUAUGGUCAUUUUUACAAUAUGCAUGUAUUCAUCUAAACUUUGGUUAAACGUUACUAUAGCUUUUUAACUUAUCUACUUUACAUAAUUAACAGGUGCAGCCUUACUGGUAGGUAAAAAACCACACUCAAUCAGCUUGUAUUUCUUGACACAGAUCUGAACUAAGAAAUUAGUUUGCCAACACUGUUUAUAGAUGUAGCUUGAUUCAACUUUUGUACAAUUGGAUUUCUUAAUGCUAAUACUGUAAUUGAAAUUUUUAAAUGUAUUGGGUAAAAAAUAAUGCAAAUUGAAUUCCUUUAUGUAAAAGCUUGGUGAUCUCUGAAACAGAUGAUUGAUUUAAGCCAAAUUUGGCCUGUGUACGAUGUAGACAUUUGUGAGGGUGGGGAAGGGGGGGCAUUGGGUUGAUGUUCAGAGACACGAAUUCUGUGUCUGUACCAGGGUACUUGUGUCCUUACUGAUUAAAAAUGAGGUCCUGUUUGGCUUGUAAAACAGAGCUAGGCAGCCCUUCAAUAAAUGAAUGUAUGUGGUCAUCAGCACCAUCCAUUCAAUGCCUUCUAUUUAUCAUAUGUUGGUAUAUGCAGUGCUUGCCUUUUAUGCUUUUGUUUAACAUUAAAGAUAUUUUUGAGGUGCUGAAUGUGCCUCACUUGCAGUCCCCAGUUCCCUAGGUUUUUUGCCUGUGUCAGUAAAUAGUUACCAGCAAUACUAAUAGCAAAAUAAAAGUCAGUUUUUUUUAA
Hypanus sabinus (Atlantic stingray) is the source of this 1947-nucleotide messenger RNA. Its product is annotated as transforming protein RhoA. Gene Ontology annotation, molecular function: GTP binding; GTPase activity. The transcript has 6 exons. Bases 411 to 995 code for a protein of 194 amino acids. Lineage: Eukaryota; Metazoa; Chordata; Chondrichthyes; Myliobatiformes; Dasyatidae. Gene Ontology annotation, biological process: cell migration; small GTPase-mediated signal transduction. The record is from RefSeq and is a predicted model, not a curated record.